This is a messenger RNA of Lytechinus pictus (painted urchin), 6417 nucleotides long. Its product is annotated as serine/arginine repetitive matrix protein 1-like. Gene Ontology annotation, biological process: mRNA processing. The record is from RefSeq and is a predicted model, not a curated record. NCBI's taxonomy places the organism in Eukaryota, Metazoa, Echinodermata, Echinoidea, Temnopleuroida, Toxopneustidae. The coding region runs from base 153 to 2021 and encodes 622 amino acids. Gene Ontology annotation, cellular component: exon-exon junction complex. The transcript has 7 exons. Gene Ontology annotation, molecular function: mRNA binding.
ACGUGGAUAUGGAGGAUAGGAGAGAACACGAACGACGACGGUGACUGGUGUGUUGAAUUGUAAUUUGCUUUGUUCGUCUCAGGUGCCUAGAGGACUACAGUCUAGCUGAUCAAAAGUUGGAUUAUAGAGUAAAGGAUCUAAACGGAUCAACCAUGCCACAAGACGGGAGAUACAGCCGCAGGUCCCGAUCAAGAUCCAGGAAUAAGCGGAGUAGGAGACGAAGACACGGAUCAUCAAAAUCUUCAGGUUCUAGCUACUCCAGAUCUAGAUCUCGUACACCAGAGAAGCGGUACCGUGAUAAGGGCAGAUCUUCACGAAGGACCCCACCAAAGUAUCGUCGCUCUUCAAAACGGUCCCCUUCACAUGAAAAAAGGAGGCCAAGGUAUGACCGCCGAUCCCGCUCUGAGUCAUCAUCCCCCAGGCGACGGUCACUCGAAAAGAAAGAAUAUCUGGAUACCUCCAAGGUCCUGACAGGCAACUUCUCCAACAUCCCUGGACUUGAUUACAUAGGCCGAGGAGGAAAAGGUGAUAAUGAGUCUAGUCAGGAUCUUGAUUUACGUCUCAGAGAACUUGAGACCCAGGGAUCUGCUGGGUCAUCUCGAUCCAGAGCUGCAGAACAAGCAAAGAACUCUCAAAGAGACUACUUUGAGUCAAAGAGAGAAUCACAAGAAAGUUACAAAGAACGCAGUAGGUCACCGGCUGAGAAGAAGUAUGAGUCAUCAAGGUACUCCAAGGAAAGAGCUGUGUCUCCAGACAGCGAGAGGUAUAGGGAGCAAAAGGAUCAGAAACGACCCGAUUAUGGUAUCAGAGUCGAGGUAAAGAGAAAGCCGUCGCCAAAGAGAAGAAAGUUUGAUUCCAGCCUGGUGUUCAUACCUCGCAGGAAGGAUGAAGGUUUGCAGCCGAUAUUCGAUCGCCCAGAAAUCAUUGUCCGCACUUUGGAGGAUGAUCCUGAAAUGUACCCUGAGAAGUAUGAACGCUUUGCUUGUUGGAAGAAGUCUCCUGAGCGAAACCGAAAGAGGAAUGACCGGGAGUACAGCAGAGAGAGGGAGGAAAGACCAAGGAAGCAGAACAGACAUCACAAAGAUAGCAGGAGGUCUCCCAGUCCAGAGCCUCAGCAGCCAAGGCAGGCCACUGUCAUGAUGAAGCCAUUCACUGUUUAUGAGAAAUACGAACAAUCCUUGCGGAAUAAACCUGCACCUACUCCUGCAACACAGGAAGUGGAUAACUACUUGCAGCGCUCCCAGGACUUUGGUCUAUCCCAGAGCUCUCUCCCUCUGUCCGGGUCUACCAGCUUGUUUAGUUCUGGCUUGGGACUGGAUAACGUCCUUGAUGUAGGUAGCGAUCUGCGACUUGACCUGGAUGUGCGUCGGCAGUUCCUUGUGAGGGAAGCUGAAAAACAGCUGGAUUUGCAGCAACUCCAACCCUCCAUAUCCCCAACCCUAGGCCGGCUGACUGGGUCAGGAAUGUCCCUUGAUCGAAGAGAAAUUGCUUCGUCAGAAAGAAGACCAGUGAGGGAGCGGCUUGGUGAUCUGGAUAGAGGGGUACUAAAGUUGGACGGUGAAGUACCCGACUUUAGGAAAGAGGUCGAAGAGCUACAGAGACUGGAUCCUACUUCUCAGCCAAUUAGAGGAAAUUUCUUUCAGCAUGAUGAUCGUGAUCAGCCCUCGCUGGCCGAAGAAAAGCGAGGCAUAAGGCCGUCACCAAGGGGUCGAGGAAGCUAUGUGCCCCGCAGCUCAUACCGCGGAGCACGUGGUAUCGGCCGAGGUUAUCUUGGCCGUAACUUCAUCCCAAACUUCAGAGGUUAUUCUAGAGGUUUAAACAGCAGGUUUCCUUCACGUCGAGGAGGAUACAGCUCCUCCUGGAAACAUGACAAGUUUGAGGACAAGGACAGAGAGAACCGAGACAAGAGAGAGAAGAAAGAAAAGAAAUCAAAGUCUUCAACGUCAGAUAAGAAAAAGACCAAGAAGUCAUCAAAGAAGACUCCAGAAAGAUCCAAAUCUAAAAGAGAAAGCAAGAAAUAACUUCAGAACUCCAGCAACCUGCAGUUUUAUAAACUUGUGAGAGAUUUGAACCACUCAUCAAGCUUGUGAGAAAUGGAUUUACAUCUGGUUAUCACUUGGAAGAUUAUCAAAUUACAUUUGUACAUGUAGCAAUAGAAUAAUUGUAGACAUUGUUAUACAUAAACGUCUCUCGAUGCAUUUCAGGCCAUUUCUCAGAGUUAAGUGUGACUUUAAGUCAUGUUUGAAUGCAAAGGUACUAAGAAUCCUGCCAUGGCAGCCGGGUCCUUUCGCAAGGUGUAUAUACAUUUGUCACUAUCCACCCAGGUGUAGUAAAUACCCGGUAGGUGCUUCACAAAGCUGUUCUUAAGGUAAGAGCAACUUUAAGAACGAUUGGUGAUCCUUUCUUGUGUUAAUGGUAUACACCAACAUGUUCAUUGGCGAUGGUUUAGCGCAUAAGAAAGGAUCACCAGCCGUUCUUUAAGUCGCUGUUAACUUAUAAACAGCUUUAUGAAAUGGCCCACCGGAAGGAGGGAAUUCCUUGAAUGCUCGAGUCUGAUAAGGGUGCCUUGUUAAAGCCAGGAUACUAGUAUGCAGCAUUUUCAAACAUUACAUUAAGCACUAUAUAAAUGUUGCAUAAUUUAAACAUUAAUUCCCUGAACACAAAGGAGAUAAAUUGUGUCUAUUUCUUAAAGUGAAUAGUUGGAUAGAAUGCUUUUCAACCAGGUUUAUAUUAAGCAGGUACUCUGUGGUCCAACCCUUUUACUUUAUCUUUAGUUUUGUGAUUUACACAAAGCCACUCAAUGUGUUUACUGCAUUUCCAUUUCUGUGCUGCAGUACUUCCCGAUAAAUCCAAUCUUGUGAAUUCAACAAAAAAUGAUUUUGGCAAGUUUCGCCAUUUACAAAAAUACUAUCUUGGGAGUGUUUCAUGAAACAAAUAAUGAUUUUCACUGACAAAUCUGCUCUGAGCCAAUCAGAAGCAAGGAUUUCAGUAGCUUAUGACUUUAGGUCAAUUGAAUUCUCAGACUAUUAGUUUCAUGAAAUGCUCCCCAUAUCUGAAGAUGCUCCUGAAGGAGUCGAUAUAUUUCAAUACUUGUUUGCUUUAAUAUACCCUGCAUAUUCAUGACUUCAGAUUUGCUUUAAUUUCUACCAGUGGCCAUAUUCAGACCUAUAUUUUUCUUGACACUGGGCAAUCGGUUCUUUAAGAUUAUAAAUCAGAUACGGUAGUCCUGUGCCAAAUAUUAACUUAUAGUUCUUUAGUUAAAGGGGAAGUUCACCCUGAAGAAAAGUUUGUUGUAAGAAAUAGCAGAAAAAAUAUUUUAAAAAUAUUGGCCAAUGUUUGAGGGAAAUCCGUUAAAGAUAAAGAGUUAUUAGGAUUUUAGGUUUUGGAUUUGUGACGUCAUACACUAGCAGCUGCCCAUAUGUUGUAUGAUAUAAAAUGCAUGAAUUUCACUUUUUUGAUGGUUUCUGAUGACUUAUUUUUGUUUUCUAUUUACGAUCGAUUGUGAAAUGAUUUGUCUAUUAAUAUACAAAAGGUACAGUAAAAAUCAUUUUCAAUUUUCUGAGAAAUUUCAUUGAUUUUUUAACCAUUCGCUGUGUAGGAAUGCUGCUCGCAUAUGACGUCACAAAUCAAAUAAUUGAAAGUAUAAGAACUUUUUAAUUCUUUGAUGGAUUUUUCUCAAACCUUUGCCAAUAUUUUUUAUUAAUUUUUUCUGCUAUUUUUAAAAUAAACUUUUUGCCAGGGUGAACUUCCCCUUUAAGGGGACAUUAAAGUUGAGAGAAAAUCUUAAUAGGACCCAUGUACGAUCAAUACUUGGUUUUUUCACACACAUUUGAUCAGCGUAAGAUUGAUUAUAUGUCACAGAGCACUAAUCAUCUUCAUUUUCUUGUAUGUAUAAUACACAGUUCAAUUCACUAUAAUUUUGCUGAUGUUUUUAUGUGUUGUAUGUUAUUCAUGUAUUCCUCUGUAGGGCUGAAUGAGGUCCUGUCAUUUUUGUUGUUUUUAAAGAAAAAAAAUGUACUGUUGAAUGCUCUUUGAUGCUUCGUUAUAUGAUUUCUUGUCUGAUAACCAACUCUGGCAUGGCUGAUAUGUUGCCAAGUUGGGGGUUCACCCCCCCCCCCUCAUUAUUUUUUGAAAACCUUUAUUUUUUUGCUUGUCAAUUUUUUUUUUACGAAUUGGCUUGUCAAAAUUUUCAUUCAAAUCAACCCCCCCUUCCAAAUAUCCUGCCUAGGUAGUGAAAGUAGCCCCUGAAAAAUAUUUUGCCUGGAAUCAAGACCAGGUGAGAAUUUCAUGAAAGGACUUGUCAGACGUUUUAUCUAACAAGUCCUGUUUUAUCCGACAGUAACUAUGGUAACAGUGCCUCUCAGCCAAUCAUAAUCAAGGAAACUUGUCAGACCUGACAACCUGUCUGACGAAAAUGUUGAUGAAACCCUCCCCUGAUACAAAAUUAUACAAUGUCUCUGUCAUCUGUAAGAGUUGUUUAUAUAGAGGGGAGGGUCUCCGAUAUUUAAAACCAAAGGAUUUAAAGCAGCGUCACCCAUGAGUGCAUAAUAUUUUUUCCCAGUAGAAUGUUUUCAUUUUUUUUACUGUAUAAAUUUGUAUGGGAAGUGUGAUAAAAGAUAUUCAGAGCUUUCAAAUUGUUUGCAUAUUUAGAUUUUUUUUUUUUAUAAGUCAAUUGCAUGGUUCUACUCUUCAAAUGCCCGUACUUUCAUAUUAUUCCCCCCCCCAAAAAAAAAACCCCAUGUAUUUCUUAAUUGUAUGCUUAACAGCACAGAGCCGAAGCUUAAGGGGAACCCCCCCCCCCCCACGUACAAGUGUUUAUGUUAUGUUUGAUAUGUUAUGAGCUCUUUAACAGUGUUAUAUAUUUUUUUAAGAAUGAUCUGCCUUGCUUGGUGAAUGUUCCCAAUAUUGAUGUCAUCUUUUAGGUACAUUUAUGCACUACCAGUAAUAUUGUUGUACAAAGAUUGUAAUGAUGCUUUAAUCUUCAUGUCCCUCAAAUGUAAACUGCUAUAGGACUUCCAUUUCUUAACAGAGGACUUGCCUAUAAAUUCAGAACUUUGUAUUUUUGAGACAUUGGAACACGAAAACCUUCCUAACGUAGCAAAAAGUAUUUGAUGAAAUUUUAAUAGUAUUGUAGUUCAUUCUCAUUUAAAUGGUUAAAAGUCUAAGUCCCUCAACAAAAAGUUUUCCCCUUUGAGAUCUUUGUCACUGUGUAAGUUUCUGGGGGGGUUGUGUUGUUUUUUUAGUAUCCAAAAAGAAAAACACUGUAUUUUAUUAUGUUUGGUGGUUUUUUGUCUCACCUGCAUAGCAGAGUGAGACUAUAGGCGCCGCUUUUCCGACGGCGGCGGCGGCGUCAACACCAAAUCUUAACCUGAGGUUAAGUUUUUGAAAUGACAGCAUAACUUAGAAAGUAUAUGGACCUAGUUCAUGAAACUUGGCCAUAAGGUUAAUCAAGUAUUACUGAACAUCCUGCCUGAGUUUCAUGUCACAUGACCAAGGUCAAAGGUCAUUUAGGGUCAAUGAACUUAGACCAUGUUGGGGGAAUCAACAUCAAAAUCUUAACCUAAGGUUAAGUUUUUGAAAUGUCAUCAUAACUUAGAAAAUAUAUGGACCUAGUUCAUGAAACUUAUACAUAAGGUUAAUCAAGUAUCACUGAACAUCCUGCAUGAGUUUCACGUCACAUGACCAAGGUCAAAGGUCAUUUAGGGUCAAUGAACUUUGGCCGAAUUGGGGGUAUCUGUUGAAUUACCAUCAUAACUUUGAAAGUUUAUGGAUCUGAUUCAUGAAACUUGGACAUAAUAGUAAUCAAGUAUUACUGAACAUCCCGUGCAAGUUUCAGGUCACAUGAUCAAGGUCAAAGGUCAUUUAGGGUCAAUGAACUUUGGCCAAAUUGGGGUAUUUGUUGAAUUACAGCCAUAAAUUUGAAAGUGUGUUGGUCUACGGUAGUUCAUAAAACUUGGACAUAAUAGUAAUCAAGUAUCACUGAACAUCCUGUGCGAGUUUCAGGUCACAUGAUCAAGGUCAAAGGUCAUGUAAGGUCAAAGAACUUUGGCCACGUUGGGGGUAUUUGUUGAAUUGCCAUCAUAUCUCUAUAAGUGUAUUGGUCUAGUUCAUAAAACGUGGAAAUAAGAGUAUCACUGAACAUCUUGUGCGAGUUAUAGUAGUUUUCAAAAUCAGCACUGCUGCUAUAUUGAAUCGCGUGAUGCAGGUGAGACGGCCAGAGGCAUUCCACUUGUUUUUAUAACUUUAGUAUGUAUUUUAUCAUCUGAAAUUUCAUGUGAGGGCUCUUAGAGAUACAUACCAAUAUGCAUCAUCUCUUUACUUUUAGAAUUCAAUGAAUUUUGAAAAGGAGCAUUCAUCCAAUCACUCUCACAACUGAAAUGAGUUAAAGAAUAAAAGCAACAUGUUUUUCAAAAUAAA